This is a messenger RNA of Gorilla gorilla gorilla (western lowland gorilla), 9192 nucleotides long. RefSeq names its product thrombospondin type 1 domain containing 4 (gene THSD4). The transcript is spliced from 18 exons. The coding region runs from base 217 to 3294 and encodes 1025 amino acids. Gene Ontology annotation, molecular function: metalloendopeptidase activity. Gene Ontology annotation, biological process: extracellular matrix organization; proteolysis. Gene Ontology annotation, cellular component: extracellular matrix. The record is from RefSeq and is a predicted model, not a curated record. Lineage: Eukaryota; Metazoa; Chordata; Mammalia; Primates; Hominidae.
CCCGUGCAGGGCGGGCGCGGGGCGGCUGGGCGGCGGCCGUCCAUGCGGCGGCGCUCGGGGCUGCCUGGCGCCGGGAAGCACGCGGGGGCGAGGCGAGGCGAGGCGGCCGCCGGUCGCUCCGGGACGCGGACCGCCAGGACUUGAACGCAACUCCCAAUUGCAGAAAAUUGGCAACGUCUCUGAAGAGCCCUUGCUUUUGCCUGGACCCCCAGCAUCAUGGUUUCCCAUUUCAUGGGGUCUCUCAGUGUCCUGUGUUUCCUCCUGCUGCUUGGAUUCCAGUUCGUCUGCCCACAGCCCUCCACUCAACACAGGAAGGUCCCGCAGCGGAUGGCGGCGGAGGGCGCCCCAGAGGACGGCGGCGGCGGCGCCCCAGAGGACGGCGGCGGCGGCGCCCCGGGAGUGUGGGGCGCCUGGGGCCCCUGGUCGGCCUGCUCGCGUAGCUGCAGCGGCGGCGUGAUGGAGCAGACGCGGCCCUGCCUGCCCCGCUCCUACCGCCUACACGGCGGCCAGCGGCCUGGCGCCCCCGCGCGCGCCUUCGCGGACCACGUGGUGUCGGCGGUGCGCACGUCGGUGCCACUGCACCGGAGCCGCGACGAGACGCCAGCGCUGGCCGGUACGGACGCCAGCCGCCAGGGCCCCACCGUGCUGCGAGGCAGCCGGCACCCACAGCCCCAGGGCCUCGAAGUCACUGGGGACAGAAGGAGCAGGACCCGUGGUACCAUUGGCCCUGGCAAGUAUGGCUAUGGUAAGGCCCCAUAUAUCUUACCACUGCAGACAGACACUGCACACACGCCACAGAGGCUCCGGAGACAGAAGCUCUCAUCCCGCCAUUCCAGGUCCCAGGGAACAUCUUCUGCUAGGCAUGGCUACAGUUCACCAGCCCACCAGGUCCCCCAACAUGGGCCUUUGUACCAAAGUGACAGUGUCCCUCGCUCUGGACUGCAGGCUGCGGAGGCCCCCAUCUACCAGCUACCUUUGACCCAUGAUCAAGGCUACCCUGCAGCUUCAAGUCUCUUUCACAGCCCAGAAACAAGCAACAACCAUGGUGUGGGGACCCAUGGGGCAACUCAGAGCUUCUCUCAGCCUGCCCGAUCUACAGCAAUCUCAUGCAUCGGGGCCUAUCGGCAGUACAAGCUGUGCAACACCAACGUAUGUCCAGAAAGCAGUAGAAGUAUCCGGGAGGUACAGUGUGCAUCCUACAACAACAAGCCAUUCAUGGGCCGGUUUUAUGAGUGGGAACCAUUUGCAGAAGUAAAAGGCAAUCGCAAAUGUGAGUUGAACUGCCAGGCAAUGGGCUACCGCUUCUAUGUACGGCAAGCUGAGAAGGUCAUCGAUGGCACCCCCUGUGACCAGAACGGCACGGCCAUCUGUGUGUCUGGGCAGUGCAAGAGCAUUGGCUGUGAUGACUACUUAGGCUCCGACAAAGUCGUGGACAAAUGUGGGGUGUGUGGAGGAGACAACACGGGCUGUCAGGUUGUGUCGGGCGUGUUUAAGCAUGCCCUCACCAGCCUGGGCUACCACCGCGUCGUGGAGAUUCCCGAGGGAGCCACGAAAAUCAACAUCACGGAGAUGUACAAGAGCAACAACUAUUUGGCCUUGCGAAGUCGUUCUGGACGCUCCAUCAUCAAUGGGAACUGGGCAAUUGAUCGACCAGGAAAAUACGAGGGCGGAGGGACCAUGUUCACCUACAAGCGUCCAAAUGAGAUUUCGAGCACUGCCGGAGAGUCCUUUUUGGCGGAAGGUCCCACCAACGAGAUCUUGGAUGUCUAUAUGAUACACCAGCAGCCAAACCCAGGCGUGCACUACGAGUACGUGAUCAUGGGGACCAACGCCAUCAGCCCCCAGGUGCCACCCCACAGGAGACCAGGGGAACCUUUCAAUGGCCAGAUGGUGACAGAAGGCAGGAGCCAGGAGGAGGGAGAAGAGAAAGGGAGGAACGAGGAGAAGGAGGACUUGCGUGGGGAGGCCCCUGAGAUGCUCACCUCAGAAUCGGCACAGACCUUCCCAGUCAGGCAUCCAGACAGAUUUUCUCCCCGUCGACCGGACAACUUGGUGCCACCAGCACCGCAGCCCCCACGGCGCAGCCGGGAUCACAACUGGAAGCAGCUUGGGACAACAGAAUGCUCCACGACCUGUGGGAAAGGAUCGCAGUACCCUAUUUUCCGCUGUGUGCACAGAAGCACUCAUGAAGAGGCUCCUGAGAGUUACUGUGACUCCAGCAUGAAGCCGACCCCCGAGGAGGAGCCCUGCAACAUCUUCCCUUGCCCAGCCUUCUGGGACAUCGGGGAGUGGUCUGAGUGCAGCAAGACCUGUGGCCUGGGCAUGCAGCACCGCCAGGUUCUGUGCCGCCAGGUGUACGCCAACCGCAGCCUGACGGUGCAGCCCUACCGCUGCCAGCACCUGGAGAAACCUGAGACCACCAGCACCUGCCAACUCAAGAUCUGCAGCGAGUGGCAGAUCCGGACCGACUGGACCUCGUGCUCGGUGCCCUGCGGCGUGGGACAGAGGACCCGUGAUGUGAAGUGUGUGAGCAACAUUGGGGAUGUGGUUGACGAUGAGGAAUGCAACAUGAAGCUCCGGCCGAAUGACAUUGAGAACUGCGACAUGGGACCCUGUGCCAAGAGCUGGUUCCUCACCGAGUGGAGCGAAAGGUGUUCAGCGGAGUGUGGGGCCGGAGUGCGGACACGCUCGGUGGUGUGCAUGACCAACCAUGUCAGCAGCCUGCCCCUGGAGGGCUGUGGGAACAACCGGCCAGCAGAGGCCACCCCAUGUGACAACGGACCCUGCACGGGCAAGGUGGAGUGGUUUGCCGGGAGCUGGAGUCAGUGUUCCAUCGAGUGUGGGAGCGGGACGCAACAGAGGGAGGUGAUUUGUGUUAGAAAGAAUGCAGACACCUUUGAAGUGUUGGACCCCUCUGAAUGUUCUUUCCUGGAAAAACCCCCCAGCCAGCAAUCCUGCCACCUCAAGCCUUGUGGAGCCAAAUGGUUUAGCACCGAAUGGAGCAUGUGUUCCAAGAGCUGCCAGGGUGGCUUUCGGGUCCGGGAAGUGCGGUGUCUGUCCGAUGACAUGACUCUAAGUAACCUCUGUGACCCUCAGUUGAAACCAGAAGAGAGAGAAUCUUGUAACCCUCAGGACUGUGUCCCUGAAGUUGAUGAAAACUGCAAGGACAAGUACUACAACUGCAACGUGGUGGUCCAGGCAAGACUCUGUGUCUACAACUACUACAAGACCGCCUGCUGUGCCUCCUGCACCCGUGUGGCCAACAGGCAGACGGGCUUCCUGGGGAGCAGAUAACACUCCUGCACCCCCAUCAGUAGGGCAGCAUCACUGCCUUCCCGGGGGCUUCAGCAGUGCGCCUGGCUGGCUGCUGCUCCACCACGGGCCCCCUGGCCCAGGCGCUGCCAACCAACUUAGUCACCACCCCUGCCUCCGGUGAAUGCACCCCGUGGUACCCAGGGGCUUUUUACACAGGAUGUUUGAAAGCCACAGUCGGUCCUUUAAGCAUCGCCAUGUACUGAUGAUCCCCUCCUUGGACCUGGCAUCUGCUAAUGGUGCCCUUUGAAAGUCAAGCAGUGGGAAGUACAUGGAGCUCUCAGCCCUGCUCCCAUCUGGCACCUUCAAGUCAACAGAUGGGCCACUGACUGAGCGUUGCCCCGUCCCUGGUGCUACUGGCCUUUCUAAACUUAGCACCCUGGAGAGUCCAAGGAGGCAGUGCCCCCAACCCAGCGCCCCACUAAGCCUUGCUGACACGCGUGCAUCCCUCUGUGACCUCAGCCCAGAUGUGCCUGUUUUCAUUCUCAAAGACAUUAGACUGUUUUCCUGCCCUAUGACACAGAUAGCUCACAUGAAUAUUGUGCUUUAUUUAGCAGGUGUACUCACAGAUACUAGCUCCUUAGCAGCUCACAACAUCCCAGAAUGGGAGGCAGGGGGUGACUCAUUAUCCCCAUUUUACUGACAGGGAAACUGAGGCUCAACUUAGGUAAUUGACCUGCCAGGUAUAUUCACCCAUCCGGUGGAAGAGCUGAGUCCCCGCCCCCAGUCAUCUACCAGUAUCCAGCCUGGGGCCUGUCCUUAGAUGUGAAAGGUGCUGCUUCAUUUCUGACCAAGAGACUGAGAAGUUUCCCAGAAUGCAAACAAAGCCCAGGCCCCUGAAAUCUUUCCAGUCAAGGUUUUAUCCCAGCAUUCAGUUGUUUUGGAUGUCUGUUCCUACUUGCCCUUACCCCCAAAGUUACAGAUCCUAGUUACAGGACUCUACUGGCUUUGUUAAACUGUCCGUGAGACAAGAAAGCCACUGGGGGAACCAGGUGAUUGUCUGAAAUUCUGACUCCGUUCCAAGUGCUGUUCCUCCCAGGAAAUCAAAGGCCAGGGUCCUUAUGGCCGUGGAGCCUUCCCGACCACAGAGCCAACUUGUGAAGCACACAGCUCUGCGGCCUGGGCUCUGCCCUGCCUCAGCCGCCUCCCCCACGCUCUUCACCACGCCCCUGGAGAGUCCGGCCAACCUGUCCCAGCCAAAACACUGCUGUAUUAGAAAAAGUCUCUUUCUGGUCUUUCUGGUUUUGUUUAUGAAUUUCCCUCUGUGGCCACAAAUUCCUCCCCUCCCCAUGACUCACAGUCCAUAUGGCCCACCCCCAGACUUGAGCACCAAGAUCUGCAUUAAUGCAGUUGGCCUGCAACAAGGAGCUGUGGACCCUUCCCCAUCUCUUCCAAUUCACUUUCCCCAACUAUCCAGUUCCAGAGGCCGCAGGCCUGGAAGGAUGCAGUGCAUAUUGAAAGGUGGACCCUCUGAAAACCAGUUAAGAGGAAUAUAUGUAUGUUUUACCCAUUAAGAAAUAAUGGCAAGCUAAACAAAUUGUAAACUUACAGAAAAUUUGUCUUAUGGUCCUGAGCAUAUUUCCCUUUUAAAGCAAGCCUGGAUUCUUAGCAAAGUGUUUCCCGCAUUUGCUCUUUUAGCUGACAAAUCUGCCACUGUGAUGAUGGUUUGCAGCUUUUGGAAGCAGUAUGGCAACCUGGCCUGACACGCUCUUUAGGCUUCCACUAACCUGGGGCUUUCAGAAAUUCUAUUUGGCCUUUCUGUGGGUAGCUUUCCAGCUUCUCUUCUAGGGAGCCCCAGGCAUCAUUUCCCAAAAGCAUCCCCAUCUCCUGAUUCUCUUGGAACUCCUACAGAUAAGCAUCCUGGCAGAGGCCCAGGCUCCCAAACCGACAAAGUGAAAAGAGACCAGAGAGGCCAAGCAUAUUGACCGGUGCUGUUCAAGGCCUGCUCUUUUCCACUCACCACUUGUUUUGCUGCUUGUCACGAGGAGAGUUGUUCCUGUAUAUGGCUGCUCUCAGAUCUUGCCAAGCAAGCCAGUCAUUUGAAGAGGUUUUCUUUUCAUGCUGGAGGGCAGGCUAAGAUCAAUGAGUGGAAGAGAGAAAGGCUGUUUUAGCUCAAGUUAAAGGAACACCUUCUAGCCAUCAAAGCCGCCCAACAGAGGCAAGGGUCACCACACAUGAGAGAGCGCUCUGUCCUUAAAGGGAAUUCUCUGUUGAGUGGAAGGUGAACACCCUGGUUCUUCCAACUCAGGAAUUCUCGUGGCUGGGCUGGGUCAGUGAUGGCUUUGUCUCUUUAUGUCUAAAGUGCCCUGUGGCUGCUGAAGGUUACCUAACCAUUCUUUAAAAGGAGAAUGACCCUCCAUGAGAAUGGCCAGCCUGCCAACUGUGCAAUUGAAGACCCAAUGGAUCAACCCCAUGUCUCCCUUGGGGAGAAAGUGCAUAAACCAGGGGUCUCUUUUUUUUUUUUCAACAAACCAUUGAGCUAUUCUUGGAGUUCAUCUCUGGAGAGGUUAUACAUUAUUAGAAGUUUGAUUAUUAUUAUAGUUUGAUCAAUUUGUCUUAGAGAUCCAAUUUUUACUAAUUCCCUAGUUUUUUAUUUCAGCAUCUGAAUGUCUUUCUCCCCAGCACAGUGCAUACAAUUAGGGCCUUGGGUAUUUCCAGUGAUAACUUUCCUUGGAGAGGAUCUAAGAAAAGCCCAGAUUUCGGUAGCCAUCUCCCUCCAAAUAUGUCUCUUUCUGCUUUCUUAAUGCCCAUUAUUUCCCCUUCUCCUUUCUUCUGUCACUGCCAUCUCCUUCUUGGUCUUCCCAUUGUUCUUUAACUGGCCGUAAUAUGGAAUUGAUAUUUACAUUUCGAUACUGGUUUUUUUCUUGGCCUGUGUACGGGAUUGCCUCAUUUCCUGCUCUGAAUUUUAAAAUUAGAUAUUAAAGCUGUCAUAUGGUUUCCUCACAAAAGUCAACAAAGUCCAAAAAAAAUAGUUUGCCGUUUUACUUUCAUCCAUUGAAAAAGGAAAUUGUGCCUCUUGCAGCCUAGGCAAAGGACAUUUAGUACUAUCGAUUCUUUCCACCCUCACGAUGACUUGCGGUUCUCUCUGUAGAAAAGGGAUGGCCUAAGAAAUACAACUAAAAAAACAAACAAAAAACACCAAAAAAAAAAAAAAAAAAAAAAAAGCCAUUUAAAGCCAGCCACUAGAGGGAGUCAGUUCAGUUCCGUAAAGGUAUGCUCAGUGCCCGCUGCCUGCAAGCUGUUGGGGACCCCAGGGAGGGCAAGGCAGCCUGUCCCUGCCCCCAGGGAGCUAGAACAUGACAAGAAUUCUCAGCACUGUGCCUACCUGUCCCUUUACCUUACCUCUCUGGCCCAGAGUUCUUGGAGGGUUUUUUCUUUAUUUUCUUACGUACUCAUCUACUUAUUCUCAAAGUAUUUAGCAUUCAACACUCUUUUUGCUUUAAAAAGAAUGGCCGUACAAAGGGACAGAAAAGAGAAGACACAAGCUUGGUGUAUUUUCAUCAAGUUAUGUGGCAGAGAAAUCCAGAUAUUACCAGGACCUGUCUAAACAAAUGUUGUGGGUUUUCUUUUCAUUCGGAUAGCCACUUUAUAGUUGGAAUAUCAAUUUUCUAAUGAGGAGGAAGACAUAAGUGGUAAAAAGAAACAUGACUUCCCUUAAAACAGGCUGGAUAAUCUAUAUCAGCCUUGUGGGUGGAGACUAGUAUUUGAUCCUUGCCAUAUAAAACAUUUUAAUAUGGUUUACAUGGGAAAAUAUCAAUGGCUUCCUCACAAAAUGUAUGGGUGACAUGAAGUUGAAGAGCCAAUGGCUUGGGUGACACAUACUGGAUCCAAAAAGAUCAGGGAGACUAGAAUAAAACUUGGAUGUUAAAAAUUCAUUAGGAAUCCACAUAAAGUACUAUAUUUGGACUAAAAUGAAAAACUAAAGGUGGGAGAGAGGCAAGAAUUUUAGUUGACUAAGCUCAGUGUGAGUCACAGUGGGAUGGAACCAUGCAAAAACAAAACCCACAGACAUGCAGGCUACGUGAGGAGAAAACAGUGGUGAGGAUCACAUCACAUUGUGUUUGCAUUUGCCGGAACCAUACUUUAAGAAGAAAACCUAUCAUCUAUAACAUCAGUUUAUCAAUGCCCCGUCCUGAUGAAGGGUGCAGACUCUCAGAAACAGCAGGAAGGACUUCAUGAGAACCCUCAGGCUGGAGAAGGGACUAGGGCACAAGGAGAGCUCUCCUAGGACCAGGACCAAGAAGCUACAGGCAGGCACAGUUUAGCUCCUGCAGAGACCCAGCUUUUCACAAGUUGGAGCCUUCCAGAGAUGGAGGGACUGUGGUAGGUGGUGACCCACCCAUCACUGGAGGUGGAAGCAGAGGCUGUUUGCCAGGGAUGCUGGAGAGGGGAUUCAAGCAUCUGGCUGGGCAACGUGAUGCUCAGGGCCGUCUCCACUCGGGGCUUAGGGGAGUCUGUAAGUAGAAGAGCUUUAGGUGAUUUGUUUGGUGGGGGAAGGCAAGUACACAGCUACGCACUUUCCGUUUCUGACUUUUGCCACCCUGUCAGCCAUGGGGAGCCCACUGUGGGACUGAAACCCUGAGCUGAAUGCGGCCUCAUGUCUUAGAGAAACACUGGCAAGUUGGUCAGAGCCACCAUCUGCAUCGAGGAGUAGCUGAGCGGCAGGAUGGGGGGCUGCCUGCCCAGGGUCUCUCACCGUGGUGUAAGCAGAGCCAUGGCUUGCCUAGGACCCUAUAGAUACCAUCAUUCUUUCUCAGCUCGACUGGAGUUUCUGCACCUUUGCAGGGGCAAAGUAACUCCCUGCACCCUGAACCGCCCCCCAUUCCUGUUCAUUUCAACAGAUAAUGAUGGGGGUGGGGGGUGUCCAUCGUGCUGAGGGUGUGACCACAAGAGGGUGAAAACUUCCAGCCAACUUUCUCAGUCCUUUCUCUUGCCAGAGGGAAGCCACCUGCUACACAAACUAACACCCCCUGCCUUGACCCCUUCCCCACGACUCAGUUGACAGAAGGAUAUACUUUGUUAUAACUUAUUAUUUUGUUCUCUGUAAAUACAAGAUGUUUAUAGGAAAUAUGUAUUCUGAACUCUAUCUGCAGAAUGAGUCACUACACCAAAAUAGUUCUAUUAUUUAGAAUGUGUUAAUUUUAAAGGGACCUGAUAGGUAUUUAUUUACAUAUGCGAUCCACGUUUGUGUGAAAGCAUGUGAUCAUACUAACCCAGCCUCCUGGAAUGUCACUGUACGAUGAUUGAUGUCUUUUUCUCAGUCCAUAGUUAAAAUUGUUUAGUAUGCUAAUCAGUCCAGUUCCCUGAGGUUUAAGAUCAAAUAUAAAUUACUCUGCUUUUCGACUCAUUCAGGUAGCAUUGUACCUGAACCUGAUUGCUACUUUUUCAUCUUAAAUAUUAUAUUUCCUCAUCUAAUCUGCCUUCCCCUCAUCCACAGACAUUUGGAGAAGGAAAUGGGAGGGUGUCUGUUAUCCCUUUCUCUUUGCUUUGUCCCCGUUGCUAGACUGGCAGCGUCAGUUGCUCGGCGGGCUUGGUUAGAGCCGUGGAUGAGGCAGGUGGGUGGCGGGGACAGGGAGAGGCUGAGAGGGAAGUGGUGGCAUUUACUGCUCUGACACUUCCACUGUCCCUGCUGGGGAUGCUGGGGCCAAGGCCUGUGGGGCCUGUGAACUGCACAGCCAGGAGCAAGGAACCCGCUAAAUACUCCGUCACCUCCAUGUCUUCCCUACAGAGUUAAAUUAUUACAUAAGCAGGUGAAAGGUAGAAGGCGAAUUAUGUGAGUAAAUAUGGUCUGUUUUCUCUUCAGCAAAAAUGACUAUUUUUGUGUAUGACUAAUUUAUUUUUAUUAUUGUAAAGAUACAAUAAACCGGUUGAAAUAUCUGC